CCCCCAUUGGCUACAGCCCCCCUUCCAGGGCUCCCCCCAUUUCCCCCCUCACAUCAGUCUGUCCUGCUUCCAGCUGCUACAGCCGUGCCUUCGCCGCCUCAGUCUCCUACAGCCCCCCUGCUCAGGCUCAGCAUGGCCACCCCAACCCAGACCCCCACAAACGUUCCUGAGGAACAUGACCCAUUUUUCUAUGACUAUGCCACCGUGCAGACUGUGGGUAUGACGCUGGCCACCAUCAUGUUCCUGCUUGGGAUCAUCAUCAUCAUCAGCAAGAAGGUGAAGUGCAGGAAGGCGGACUCCAGGUCUGAGAGCCCUACGUGCAAAUCUUGUAAGUCGGAGUUGCCCUCCUCAGCCCCUGGCGGCGGUGGCGUGUAGGACCAACUGUAGCUACUCUUCACGGCUGUCCCUGGCGGGGCACAGGAGCCUGAGGGCCGGGUGAAGGCGGUGGGGACCCCAGCCUGGCGCCGGGGAGCGCUCCCCGGAAUGAGCCGCCGCACCCACCCCAAGGCCGGAGCCGAUGCACCCCGCCGUCCCUCCCCAGGCCUUGGCAACGGGAACCCCCAAAGAGCCUGUCUGCAUCCCACACCUAGAGACUCAGGCCUGCAACUCCUGGGACCCGGGACUCCACCCCCCAGCUGUCUGGGAUCCCUGUGUCCCUGCAUUUCCUGGUCACCUCCUCCAAGACCCGCUGUCCUGUCCCCUCGCGGGGUCCGCGUCUUGAGCUUAAUAAAUGUGAAUUUGGUUCUUC
This is a messenger RNA of Jaculus jaculus (lesser Egyptian jerboa), 748 nucleotides long. RefSeq names its product FXYD domain containing ion transport regulator 7 (gene Fxyd7). The record is from RefSeq and is a predicted model, not a curated record. Gene Ontology annotation, cellular component: membrane. Gene Ontology annotation, molecular function: sodium channel regulator activity. The transcript is spliced from 6 exons. Gene Ontology annotation, biological process: regulation of sodium ion transmembrane transporter activity. NCBI's taxonomy places the organism in Eukaryota, Metazoa, Chordata, Mammalia, Rodentia, Dipodidae. Bases 133 to 375 code for a protein of 80 amino acids.